Molecule: messenger RNA, 931 nt
Organism: Rosa chinensis
Lineage: Eukaryota; Viridiplantae; Streptophyta; Magnoliopsida; Rosales; Rosaceae
Exons: 1
Coding region: 152-694 (180 amino acids)
Source: RefSeq, a predicted model, not a curated record
ACCUACUUCCAAGAAACAAGUCCAAAACCAAAAUCCCCCUACACCCUUUAUAUACCUCUCUUCACAUCGCCAACUCUGCUCAUCCAUCUCAAGCUAUCCCAGUUCCAUAAUCGAAAUAUCUUCCACAUCCAUAUUGAGCAGAAGCAAAACCAUGAGGACUACUGCAAGCAAAGCAAAGAAGCAGCAGAAUUUGUUGAUGCGCUUUAUUUCUUUACCCUUUCGGACUUUAGCCAAGGCCAGGAACUUCUACAUGAGGGGUUUGGAAGAUUGCGCCAGUAAGGUGGGUGGCGGCGGCGGUGUUGGCGGUUACGCUGCUUCGCAAGUUCACUUGCCGAGGAGCUUUAGUGUCAACUCUUCGGGUUCAAACGACGACGAGGAUGUGAGGCAGCUUAUCAGAACUGCGUCGUCAAAGAAGAACAAUGCAGGGAAAGAGAACAAGGACCACAAUAUCAGGACUGCAGCUAGUUCAGAUGUGAAUAGAAGUAGUGUUAGACCAAUUGUUGGUGUUAGACAAGCUGCGAAUGGUACUAACAAUGGGAGAGGGAUGAGGAGCUAUAGUGUUGGGUUGAAGAUGAUGAGGAUUGAUGAGGAAAGGGCUUCUACUUUUGAGGAAGAUGAAGUCGAUGUCAAGGCAGAUGUGUAUACAAGGAGCAGAAGCUAUGCUGUUAAUAAAAGAAAUGCUGGGUUUGCAUAGGAAUUACUGAAGGUUAAAUGUCGAUCUGGAUUUGAUUAAUCGGAUGUAAUUACAAUUCUCUCUUAUCCACUCCGUUUGUUUAUUUGUUAAAUCAUUUUUCUGGGCCAAUCCAACUCUGUAAUUUGAGACUGCAUGCAUUAGUGUAUAUAACUUUCUUUCAUUUGUCGUUGAAUUAGUCUGAAGUUCUUUUUGAAUUGAUUUGCCAACAUAAAUUGACGAGCCCAUCCUAUUAUGUUG